Messenger RNA from Arabis nemorensis, 678 nucleotides. The record is from the annotation of a GenBank genome assembly. NCBI's taxonomy places the organism in Eukaryota, Viridiplantae, Streptophyta, Magnoliopsida, Brassicales, Brassicaceae.
AUGGGACUAAUCUUUCACAAGAUUUCCAGAGAUAAGCUGAGGCCAGGAGAUCACAUCUACUCAUGGCGUGCUGCCUACAUCUAUGCCCAUCACGGGAUAUACAUAGGCGAUGGGAAAGUCAUACAUUUUACUCGUCGACAUGGUACGGGAACUUUCUUGGACAAGAUCUUCCUAAGUUCAAAUCCUCCCAAACAGUGUCUUAGUUGCGGAGACCAGUCCAAUCUCAGUGGUGUACUCUGUUCUUGCCUUGACUGCUUCCUCGACGGAGGAGACCUCUACCUCUUCGAUUACGGUGUCAAAAAAGUUGUCUUGAUGGCCAAGAUCAGAAGCGGCACGUGCACAACAGCACCUACGGAUGCUUCUGAACAAGUCAUUGCGCGUGCCAAUUAUCUCUUAUUGCAUAAUUGUUUUGGUAAUUACCACACUUUCGAGAACAAUUGUGAAGAUUUUGCAAUAUACUGUAAAACUAGUUUGUUGGUCGGUGAAAACUAUCUGUUGGGAAGGACCGGUCAGGCUAGUUCGGUCAGUGCAACUUCGAUCGCUACAAACAUGAUUAGUGGUUUUGAUGUGUGGGGUAUCAGAAGUGUUAUCCGUCUCUAUAAGGACAUUGGUGUGAGAAAGGAUGCUGCUAAGGUGCCUGUCGAGAUCCUGCGUCGGGCAAAUGCAAGAGAAGGCUAA